AGCAAAUCUCUUACAUGAGAUAACUGGAGGGAGAUUAGGAUCUCCACCAGAAGAUUCUGAUACACUUAUUGAUUUGCGUUCAAAAGAUAUGGCUUCAGUUCAUGAAUUUCGAGGUGGGUUUCGUGCAGCUCUCAGGGACUUGCAGGGAUUUCAUAUAUUCCUUCUUACACUUCACCAAAAACUGGAUAGCCUCCUACGAGCAUUUCUGAAUAUUAUAAAUAGGACUUCCACUGGAGAUUUUGACAAAGAAGAUUUGGUGGUUGCUGAGUCUCUCUCACAGGCUACAGGGGCUAGUCAUAAUUGCCCUUCUCCACCAAUUAAAGAACGGAUCAUUGCUGAUAACCAUCCAGAUUUAAUGGAUUCGGAGUUGCAAAGAACAGCUCCUAAGUCGUCAUCAUCGGGAUCUAAAGAAAGCUCAGACUCUGGUUCUCCCAUCUCACGGGAUAAUUGGCAUGGAAAGAUGAGCAAGGGGAGUGGAGAGCCUCUUCGUAGCCUGCGUAUGACAUCAAAGCUCCGUGACUUCCACAAAUUGGCUAAAGUGGAUGUGGAACUAAACAAAGAGUUAGAACAAUGGAAUGAAAUGCUUAAAAAUGAUGCAGUUAAGCUAUGUCAGGAGAACAACUUCCAUACAGGGUUUUUUGAGUGUAGUGAUAGCAAUUGUGUCGUUGAUGCUUAUGAGUUGAAGGUCAGGCUAGAGCACAUUCUUGAGAGGAUAGCGUUGAUUUCAGAUGCUGCAAAUACAGAAAAGCCAUCAUCAAUUUCAACUAAUCUGUUCAUCGGUGGGGCGCUGGCUGCGAGAUCUGUGUACACUCUGCAACACUUGGGAAUUACACAUAUAUUGUGCUUGUGCUCUAAUGAAAUUGGACAAUCAGAUUCUCAAAAUCCUGAGUUAUUCGAGUAUAAGAAUUUUUCUAUAUGUGACAAUGAAGAUACAAACAUCAACGAAAUCUUUGAGGAAGCACAUGAUUUCAUUGAUCACGUUGAACAACUAGGUGGGAAGGUUCUGAUUCAUUGCUUUGAGGGGAGAAGUAGAAGUGCAACAUUAGUUCUUGCUUACUUGAUGCUCAGAAAGAACUUCUCGUUAUUGGAAGCAUGGAAUACCCUGAGACGAGUUCACCGACGUGCCCAACCCAAUGAUGGAUUUGCUAAGAUUCUUUUGGACCUAGAUAGGAAGUUGCAUGGGAAGGUUUCCAUGGAAUGGCAAAAACGGAGACCAGUUAUGAAGGUCUGUCCCAUCUGUGGAAAAAAUGCUGGCUUGAGUAGCAGCUCGCUAAAGCUUCAUUUGCAGAAAUCACACAAGAAACUAUCAUCAGGGAGUGUGGACAGUGCCAUGACAAUGGAAAUACAAAAGGCCUUGGAAGCACUUAAGGUUAGUCGUGGUGGAAGUGUUAGCCCUACACAAAGGACAUCAUCUCAUUCAAUGAUAGGUGAAUCGGAAUAUUAAGUUGCUGUAGAUAAAUUUUUGCAAGUUGCAAGCCCCAGUGAGCUACAGGUCUCUAUAAAGUCUUUCUUUGUCUAUUUAACUUCAUCGCACAAUACUAUUUUAAGC
This is a messenger RNA of Ilex paraguariensis (yerba mate), 1549 nucleotides long. The record is from the annotation of a GenBank genome assembly. Lineage: Eukaryota; Viridiplantae; Streptophyta; Magnoliopsida; Aquifoliales; Aquifoliaceae.